UAGCGAUAACCGCGAAUACAACUCUUCCGACGCCAACGCUAUCUCAGCCGCUGUGACGCAGAAAAUUGUGUAAAAAUUAAUUAUUUGAUUAUUUGUAGAGGGUUUGCGGCGUCAAUAAGUGGUGGAAGAGUGGGCUACAACCGGUGUCCAAGCAGUUUAUGCCAAGAGCAGCCAGUAAACAAACGCUGCUGAUGCGCGACAUGGCGGACUUGGACGCUGUGCAUCUGGGCCUCGACGAGAACGAGGCGGACAUUGCCGAGGAGCUGCAGGACUUUGAAUUCAAUACCCGGAGUGAGGCCUCGGAGUCGAAUGGCGGAGACUCUAGUGACUCCGAGCCCAGCAUCAGUUCGGUGAGCACGGCCACCUCCUCGCUGGUGGGCAGUUCCAAGCGCAUGACCAAGAAGCCCACCAAGGAGGCACCCGCUCCAGCUGCCGAAACGAAAUCGAAGGCAUCUUCAAAGGUAUCAAAGGGCAAGAGGGAUCUCACACCGGAGGAAGUUAACGGCGGCAAGAAGAAGAAGCUGGCCAAAAAGGCAUCUUCCGAGUCAUCCGAGAAGGAUCAAGCGAAAACCUCGGCCGGAGAAGGUCGAGAGCCACCGGCGAAGAAAUCGCGCGGUAAGAAAAGUACUACGGAGUCAGUGGGACACAAGAGCGAUAUCAGCGAAGCUGAAGACGAGAAGCCUAUUGCUCCUUCUCUGGAAUCAGAUUCCGAGUCGUCUGACUCAGAUUCAGGCACGCAACACAAGCGAAAUGGCGGUAAUGCAGGAGUUGGACGGGGAAAGCCCAGUUCGAAGAGCUCCACGCCAGAGAAGGAUGCUGGUUCCCAGUCGCAGCCGCAAAAGGGCUACGACUACAUGACAAAGCUGAACUACCUAUUCCGCGACACGAGAUUCUUCCUCAUCAAGUCCAACAAUAGCGACAAUGUCCAGUUGUCCAAAAGCAAGAGCGUUUGGGCCACGCUGCCACAGAACGACGCCAAUCUUAAUCAGGCCUUCAAGGAGGCCAGAAAUGUGCUCCUCAUUUUCUCGGUCAACGAGAGUGGUAAAUUCGCCGGAUUCGCUCGCAUGGCAGCCCCUUCUCGGCGCGACAUUCCUCAAGUGGCCUGGGUGCUGCCCCCAAGCAUAUCCUCCAAAGCCCUAGGCGGCGUCAUCGAGUUGGACUGGAUAUGCCGCAAGGAGCUGUCCUUUAACGCCACUCUCCACCUGCACAACAGCUGGAACGAGGGCAAGCCGGUGAAGAUUGGCCGGGAUGGCCAGGAGAUUGAGCCCAAAAUCGGCGGCGAACUGUGCCGACUCUUUCCCGAAGACGAACAAAUCGAAUUGACUCCCAUACUCAAGAAAUCCAAGGAGACGGCCCGCGUUAUGCGAGAGAAGGGCAUCCACGUGAUCUAUAAGCCACCGCGGAGCCUCUCGUCGCGAGGUCAUGGAAGUGGAGGACCGCGCGGUGCGAACCACAACCAGUUGGGUCCGAUGCGUCACAAGAGGAGCUAUCACGGUGGACCGCCGCACCAUCGUCCGUAUCGCCACCAUCAUCAUCAUGGUGGUAUGGGCAUACCGCCAGGUGGUGGCUUCAAGCGUAGUGGCUCACCCUAUCGCCAGAUGGGUGCUGGUGGUGCUGGCGGAGCACCAGGUGGUCCCGGUGAGAUGACCAUGCCGUCCUGGGAGCGCUUUAUGUCCUCGGCCGCAGCUGCCGAGGCUUAUGUUGCGGACUACAUGCGAAACAUGCACGGCCAACUGCCCCCGCUGCCGUUUGUGCCGCCGUUUUCCCAGCUGCCGCUCGCUGGCGGCGGGGCGGGAGCAGCUGGAGCCCUGCCUCCAGGCGCUGCGGCUGCCCUAUACGAACAACUGCCUCCGCCGGUAAGGUACUACGACGGCCCGGGCCCGCCUCCACUGCCGGACUAUCCACCGCCACAGAGGCCACCACCGCCCGGUUUUGACAAAACUCCCAGUUACGAGGAGUUUGCCGCCUGGAAAAACGCCGGCCUACCCACGGUCCCGCCACCAGGUUUUCCCGUUUACGGUGGAGCUUCCAAUGGUGGCAGUAACGGGGCUGGUGGAGCAGCUGGCGGAGCCCAGGCGGCAGCCGCUGGCGUUGGCCUGGGGCCGGGUGUGGGCGGCAGUGGUGGCGGUUCGGGCAGUAUAGGUGGACCGGGUGGCUACCGGAAUCGAGAUGCCAAUAACGGAUCUUCGGGCGGUCGACGGCGGGAGUACGGCGGAAAUCGGAGUGGAUCUUCGCGGGAUUCGCGACCUUUUCGGGGCGAUCGCGGUGGCCAGCGAAGCUAUCGGGACAACAGGCGCUAGACGAGAUCGAUAGCUCGGCUAGUCGGCUAUGUAGAGUCGGUGGAAAGUGUAAUCCUAAAAUCCUCUCGCGUGUGAAAAUGCAAAAAAAUAUUGAAUGCGUAACGGUAUAAGCGAAAAGUUAAAUGAUAACGAUAAUAAUCGAUAUCGUCUACCAAUCGAUACAACUCUCUUUCAACCCCUACCACCCCCGUUUCUCUCUGUCCCCCUCGCUACCCCACCCACAUAUAAUAUAAUUUAAACAAACUUACGACAUAAGCAAAACAAAAAAAAUUUAAAUUUCAAUUAAAUAUUUUAAACUAAAUGAUAAAAAAAAAAGAAAAAAAAAAAAUACAAAACAAAUGAGAGAAAAUGUGAACUUUAUUUAAGAGAAAGAAAGAAAGAGAGAGAGAGAUAGAGAGAAAGACUAUAAGAGACGCCCAACAACAACAACAACUGUUACAACCAACAACAACACCAUGAACGAACUUAAGCAGUGCAACCAGUGAUGUGUGUUAAUGUGUGUGUCAACCGAUUUAAGUCCUUUUUGCCCCAACCGCCCCCCCAAGAAAGCCAGAAGAUCAAGCGGGGAAUAAACCCCAUUAAAAAAAAAAAUAAACAAAAAAAGACUGCCAAAGACAAGGAUCCUAUCCGACUUCGAUUCGUUUGGAUCUGCCCCAUAUGUAGUUUAAAAUUAAUGCAUUCAUAUUUAACGCUUGACUUGUCUUGCAGACAGAAGACCGUCCCAGUUAACAGACACACAUCUACCAACCGUAACCGUCUCGGUCCGGACAUUGUUCCGGCAUCCUUCUCGAACUGUAGUAUUCGAACUGUUUCGACUCCUUCAAAGGUCCAUAUAUCACCAUCGAUUCCAUUCAAAGACUGCCACUCUUUCGAACUCCCACGGAGUCCUCGACCAACAUCCGUAGUAAUGACAUUUCGGACAGACGUAGGGUAUUUGCUCUGUUUCUUUGCAGGAUUUGGGACGUUGGAUUUGAUACCACUUGGACUCCUAAAUAAGAGAACGAAGCGCUUAUAAGACUGAAGAUGAAUAAAAGUUAAAAUUAAUGAAACUUUA
Drosophila ananassae is the source of this 3354-nucleotide messenger RNA. RefSeq names its product YTH domain-containing protein 1 (gene Ythdc1). Gene Ontology annotation, cellular component: nucleoplasm. Gene Ontology annotation, molecular function: N6-methyladenosine-containing RNA reader activity; mRNA binding. The transcript has 3 exons. The record is from RefSeq and is a predicted model, not a curated record. Gene Ontology annotation, biological process: mRNA splicing, via spliceosome; regulation of alternative mRNA splicing, via spliceosome. The coding region runs from base 159 to 2300 and encodes 713 amino acids. NCBI's taxonomy places the organism in Eukaryota, Metazoa, Arthropoda, Insecta, Diptera, Drosophilidae.